Messenger RNA from Conger conger (European conger), 4339 nucleotides. RefSeq names its product centrobin, centrosomal BRCA2 interacting protein (gene cntrob). Bases 156 to 3863 code for a protein of 1235 amino acids. NCBI's taxonomy places the organism in Eukaryota, Metazoa, Chordata, Actinopteri, Anguilliformes, Congridae. Gene Ontology annotation, biological process: centriole replication; mitotic cytokinetic process; regulation of cilium assembly. The transcript has 22 exons. Gene Ontology annotation, cellular component: centriole; centrosome. The record is from RefSeq and is a predicted model, not a curated record.
UUGUAGUCCAGGGGAUGCGCAGUUGCUAUGGCGCGUUCGAAACCGGGAGAUUUGUCGUCGGGUUUGGUCUCUAACCGAAUUUCUUCAAGGGAUUUCUUUUGUUACAGAGGGGGAUUAAGAGUGAUCAUCUGGAGAGUUUCCCAAGUACUCCCGUGAUGUCCUCGUUGAAGAAUGAAGACCUGUUGAGUGAUGUGGAACCUUUGCCUGGCUCUGCUCCCCCUUCGCCCCCUCACUCUGCCAAUGAUUCUUUCUUAACCCUGUCCCAGUCAAACUGGCCCCUCCCCUCCUCUUCCCACUGCCCAACCUCCUUGGCCCAUUCCUGGCCAUCCUCACCACUCCCUGCCCUGGCCUCCUCCAGCCAGGUGACAGCCAGACUCUACUCUUCCCUGCAGAGGAGUAGAGCGCUAGAGGUGUCUAGCGCUGAGAACCUUAAUCGACCCAGGCAGGUUACUUUCAACUUCUCAUCUCCUGACCUGCGCAGUGAGAGAGUGACGGCACUCCACUCAAGUCCAGCGCUGCCUUCAUCAUUCUCCAAGAUGCUGGAAGAGUGCAGGGAGGCUGCCUCAGGCUCGCCAGCCACCCCCCCGGUCUGCCUGUCGCCCAGCGUGGGUGACCCAGCAUUGGGUAGGCCCAUGGAGGGUGAGGAGAGAGGCCAGGGCCUGGAGCUGGGGCAGCUGGCUGAGGACAUGAGUUUCAACCUGCAGACCAGGGUUGACAGCACGUGUGCCACAGUGCCGAAUGGCAGAAGGCACAUCUUGGAUAUGGAGAGUGUGCGCAGUCACCUGCAGACCAUGCUGAGAGCCACACAAGACCCCCCAGAGUCUGAGCAGGGUACCGCCAUUCUGAACAGCUAUACCUUGCCUGAGAGGCUGCGACAGGAUAACGAGUCAUUUGAGAGUGACAGCACUGCGCACUUGAUCAGGGCCCCCAUACUGACUGACCUGUCACCGCCCUCGUCACUCAGCGGCCUGGAGGAGCUCUUCCCCCGCUACUCCCGUCUGCGGCCUGACAGCGUUCAGCUCUCCGCCGAAACGCAGGUCCUGCGGGACAGCCUGGAGAGGGAGCGAGCGCGGCGCAAGCACCAUGAGAAACAGAUCCAGGUUCUACAAAACAAGGCACUGCAGCUGCAGCAGCAAUUGGCCCUCGCUGUGUCAGCUGACAGGAAGAAGGACAUCAUGAUCGAGCAGCUAGACAAGACUCUGGCCAAGGUGGUGGAGGGCUGGCGGAGGCAUGAGGAGGAGAAGAGCGCGGGAGUGAGGCGGCUGCAGGAGCAGAAGGAGGUGGCAGAGCAGGCCCAGCUCAAACAGCAGGAGGUGCUGGUGCGUUUUGAGCAGUCCCUCUCCCAGGCGGCUGAGACUCUGGACAGAGAGCAGAAACGUGCAGAGGAGCUGCGCAUCUCUAAAGGACAGCUGGAGCAGCAGCUGGCAGAGCUGAGUGCACAACUACAGGAGCAGACCCGGCAGAGGGAGGAGGCGCGGGGCGUGGAGGAGCAGCUCCGGCUCCAGGCCCAGGAGGCGCAGGCCAGCCUGGCCCAGCACAGAGAGGCCUGGGCCGGCCGGGAGCGUGAGCUGGAGGAGCGCGUGGGGCUGCAGGAGGCCCAGCUGGGCCGUGAGCAGAGCAACCGCGAGCGGGAGGCCCAGCAGCUGCAGGAGGCCCAGCGGGAGCUGCAGGAGGUGCAGAGGAGUCUGCAGCGGCUGGAGGGGGAGCUGGAGGAGGCGCGGAGGGAGAGGGACGGGGUGCGCAUGGACAGGGCCCUGGACCAGGCUCGUUUUGAGUCGCAGUGCUCUCAGUUGGAGGUGGAGCACAAGCUGUCAGUGGAGCAGCAGGUGACUGAGAGGCUGGCUGCCCUUCAGGAGGAAAAUGCUAAGACCAGCGCUUCCCUAAGAGAACAUCACAGGAAGCAGCUGCUGGAUCUGAGCGCCCGUCACGAACGAGAGCUGUCUGCGCAGCUGACGCAGUUCAAGACCGAGCUGCAGGAGCGCGAAGAACGUCUGCGCAAAGUCACAGAGGAAUACGAGAAAAAAGUCUCCAUGAAGCAGGAGGAGGUGGUGGUCCUGGAGGCCGGGCGGAGGAAGCUGGAGGCCCAGCGGACAGAGCUGGUGACGAGGCUGCAGCAGCUGAUGCGCUCUCACUGGGCCGAGGCCCUGAGGCUGCUCACCCUCCAGGGCCAGAUGGAUGAAGCCGGCUCCCCGUCCUUCCUGUGCGACAGGGCCGUGUCCUGGUGUGCCUCUGAGGGGGACAGUGGCAGCCGAGGCUGGGAGCUCCCGCUGAGGCUGAACGGAGGCUCCACCGAUGCUAGCCCAGAGUCCAGGCCCACGUCAGAUGUCCCCCAAGCAUUCGGGCUCCAGCUGUCCCGGGAGAGGGGGGAGGCAAGAGGCGACCUUUCCUCCCAGGACAGCAGCCCCUGUGGCCCCCUGGCCCAACCUGGAGCUCCUGAGCCUGACGUCAGUCUGCUGCUCAGCCACAGCCACUCGUUCAGGCCCCUGGAGCCUCUGCUGGAUGAUACCACAGCCACAGUUCUGGGCAGCUGUGAGAUGGAGGAGCUGUCUGAAAAGGCACUGAGCAGAGGAGAGGAGAAGGGGUACGCCGUGGAAAGAGGGCGCCAGGUGAAGGGGCACCGCAGGGAGAGAGGCUACAGCUCAGACCGAGAGCGAGCAGCGAGGGGACACAGCUCUGAGAGAGAGGAGAACUCUGGGUACGGGGUCCACACAGGCAGCAUGGGGCACAGCGGAUACUCUUCCUCCACAGAGAGAGAGGGGCCCAGUGGCUACGGGCCGGGGGGGAACAGGGGCCACAGGGUGGGGGAGAGUGGGCACAGCACUGCCAGGGAAAGAGAAGACCGGUACGGCCAAAACAGGGGAGUCUCUCUGCCUCUGACCAGGAGCGCUGGCCAGAGGGGGGAGCAGCUGGGCAUAGCCAGAGACAGAGGGUUUCCUGUUGGCCAUGAAGCAUGCAGGCUGGGGAGGGAGAGAAUGGGAACAAGUGGCCACUCAUGGGGGGGACAUGAGAGGGAGGCUGGUGGGCCAAUGACAGCUCAGAGCCUCAAUGCGUCUGGCACAGAGUCGCUCAGAGACACCAGCUACAGCAGCACUGUUGUGAGUCAGGCUAAUGCAGGUUUCAGUCGGGGGUUAGGAGGGAGUGUGGCAGGGAAGAGCAGCAACGUCACACAAGGCCUGGGGAGGCCUGGAGAUGCCCAGGGUGGCGUAGGGACCAAGCGGAGACCCCUGGGACCCACCACUCAAGCAGAGAAUCUCGACACCUCGGGGGGGGGCAGACAGAGUGAACUGCAGUACUACAUCACAAAGUUACUGGACCGCUCCCCUGGCGAGCCUGUGGACUCCUCGGCCCUGGACGUCGGGCAGCCUCCUGCAGGCCAGAGCACCUCGGGCGUGAGGGCAGGCCCCAGUGCACCCUGGGACAGUGAGCAGGCCAAAGCCCCAGCAGGGAAGCCGGUCUCUUUCCUACACCCAACGCCCUCCGCAGCCACCAAGCUCCACGCAGCAGCCCUGUCUCCCCAAAUGCUGAGCCAGCUCUCCUGCCUCCUGUCGCAAUACCAUUCCCAACCUGACAGGGCGGCGCCGUCACUGGAGGAGCUCCUAGCCUCCAUGCUCUCCGGCCAAGCGACCAGCUCACUUCAGGGGGCAGUUGAUGGCCAAGGAGAUAGACCUGCCCACGGAAACCUGGAGCAGAAGCUGAGCCAGGCCUGCAAGAGAGAGCAGACGGCCAUGCCAGAUGCAGACCGUCGCAGUCUGCCCUCCAAGCCUGUGGGGGGUGACAGGACCCAGGCCCAGGCUCCAAAGGUCAAGAGGGUGGGUCCCCAGGCCCAACGGGGGGCCACCGCUCGGGGGAAUGUGUGGAGAUGAACCCGGCAGCAAGGAACCAUCUCUCAGGAGGGAGAGCUUUCUUUUCAUCAUCGUGAAAGUGUACUUGCCUAUCGCCGUGAUCCAGUUAUGUUCGCAUGCAGCUUUUACUGGUUGAUGCAGCCCUUGUUCUGCUUCAGAGUGUUUGGACCAAACAAACAAUGUGUCUACUGCGUGGCAAAUUUGUGUCAAUGAACCAUGUCUCCACAGGGUCACUAAAAAUAAUGAUAAAUUACAGGCUUCACAUGACAAAUUAUAAGUCACAUUAAAUUGCAAUACGUACUUCUUUCUAUCCAUAGAGAUUUAGGAUGAAAUCCAGCGUUGUAUGACAGACCCUCAAUGGAGACCCUUUUUUAUGCAUCUACGUUUUUUUUACUACAGUUUGUGUGUAAAUGAAGUAAUUUCUUUUAUUUAUUUAUGUAGUAUUUGUAUAACACAGUUGUCUGAUCUGUUUAUUAAAUACAUCUAGUUUUGCUACA